Molecule: messenger RNA, 5251 nt
Organism: Onthophagus taurus
Lineage: Eukaryota; Metazoa; Arthropoda; Insecta; Coleoptera; Scarabaeidae
Source: RefSeq, a predicted model, not a curated record
AUUAAAUUAAAAGUUAUUUAUUGUUAUAAAUUUGUUUUUAGAAACACCAGAAAUAAUUUAGUUAACACACAAAAAAAUGCAGAUUUCUCUUCUUGUUAUUUUAAGAGAAAUCAAGUUCUUAAAUAAGCCGGGUUGAUAAAACGCGUGAAAAUGACGUUAAUCGUACGUGUAAAAUGUUGUAGUUUGGCCUAAUAACAAUUUCAAGCUUUCUUCGUAAAUAUUUUCUAACAUCAAACCGUAUAACUGGUUUUAUUCUCCUAUUUUUGGAACAGUAUUCUUUUUACUAAGAAACUAACGUUUAAGAACUGUUAACUCGCCAAAUACGCAUCCUUUACUUGGUAUCAUUUUAGAAACGGCACUUUUUGCUUCUUGUACGUCGUCAUGAAUGUACCGUUUUGUUUUUGCGUUAAUCGAUGAUGAGGCGAAGAAGAAUGGAGAUGGUGAAGAUAAAUAGCUUUUCAGUUAAUACGUUUAUAAUCUGUAUUUUCUAGGUCAAACCGGAUUCUUUUCGUUUUAAUUCAGCAUUGUUUUUGUGAAGGAAAAAAACCAGUUAGAGAUAACACAAAUGAUUGCGAAUUAGAUAAAUAAACAGAAACAUAAACUGUGUAAUAGAAAUCGUUAGAUAACUGCGAAAAGGAAGUUGAGUAUUUGCUAAUCGAGACAUUUGUUCCAUUUUCAUUAUUUUGUUACGUGAACGUUUGCAAAACGGGACGAUGAACUGAUACUUGCACGUGAAUUGAAUGAUUAAUUAAGAUUCGCAAAAAGUUAAUCGAAUUGAACAGUUACUUUUGCCAUCUUAUUUCUAUUAUUACACAAAAACGUUUUAGAAAUUGUAAAAAAUGCUUUUUCCUGGAACUCGUAAAGCUAAAAAAUUCUAGGCAUUAUUUGUUACGUUUCUGAGCUCACAUCGGUGAAAUAAGUCAUGUGUCUCGAUGAAUAAUAACUCAGUUUUUACAUUUUCCUUAAACAAACAACACUCUUAUCUUGAUUUUUACACUGCAGUUAACAAAAACAAUUACAUAUUCGAGAGUAUAUCAUGAAAACAUUUAGAAAGUGUAGUUUUAAAUUGUUUAAUUUGAGGAAAAUUAAACGAAAACGAAGAAAUGGUCAACCAUCAACACAACACUUAACUGAAAAGAUGUCGUCGGCGAUUUGUCAACAUUUCGUCCAAAACGCUUGGAAAAAAGAUUUAUGCUCAAACUGUUUUAAAUCGAAAGAUGAACACAAUCAAGAAUGCCCACCAAAAUUAAAAGCAACCCCAAUUAAAUUGAAGAAACCCAUCGAAAGCAUCAUAAAAACGAGCUCAAAUAAAUCAUUAAAACCAAAACGUUCAGUGGAAUUUACCAAAGAACUUGUAGAAAUUAUCGGUUUUGGUGGUGAAGAUUGUUUCUCUGAUGAAGAAAUCGACGAAGAUGGUGAAGAAACGAGUGAUGAUGAUGAUGAUUUUUUAAACGAUGAUAAGGAACUUGAGAAAUUAACAAAAAAUAACACAGAGUUUAAUGCAAAUUUACCACCGAUCACAAUUGAAAAUGGAAAUGAAACGAAGAAAAGUUAUACUCAUUUAUUGUUAGGAAGACCUCAAUUAGAUUCUGAAGGAAAAAAGCAAACCCUUUUAGUAUCUGUAACACCUUUUGGUCAAGGUGAAAAUUCAAGUAUAACAGGAAAUAAUCGGAAAUAUAAUAUUAAUAAUAAUAAAAAUGGUAUAUCACAUAUCCCCGUAGCUAAAAAUGUUGUUAAAGAUAAAGAAAUAAAAGAAAAAGAACCAACUAACGUUAUUUUAACAUCUUACACAACAAAAAGUUCAGAAAAGGAAAAAUCUCUUUUAGAUGAAAUAUCCGAAACGUUAGAAAAAAGCAAAAAUCCAAUUCAAAUUGUAAAUAACCGUAAAAAAAUCGAAACCGAAAUUCUAUUAAAACCAGAUUCGAUAACGAAUAAAGACAACGUUAAUAAAAAGCAGGAUGAUGAAGGAAUUUCUUUGAAUGAAGAGUCCGAUAAUGUUAAAGGUAAAUCUACGAUUUCUGAAAGAAAGAAUGGGUUAAGUCGGACGGCGAUUAUUAAAAAAGAUCAAGAAAAGCCGAUUAUUUAUCAAACUUCAACCGCUAAAAUUGAACUAAUGAACACAAAAAAUUUAAAUUCUAAUAAUAAAGACAAAAUUAAUAAAUUGGAUGUUAAUGGAAAAGAAAAAAUUCUUCUACAUAAAGAUAACGAGAAAAAUGAUUUAGAAAAAAGGGUUUCUUUGAAUGACAAUAAAAUUGAUGUUAAAAUGAGUAAGGAGAAUGUAAAAGAAAAAGUAGAAGUUAAAGAAGAUGAAGUGUCCGAUACGAGUUUAACAAGUACUGGGAGUUCAAGUAGCGAGGAAAAUUCUUUAAUAAUUGAAGAAAAUAAACAAAUUCCAGAAUUAAAAAUUCCAUCACAAAAUCGCGAACAACCCGAUGGUCGUGCUGAUCCCGAAGAAUCUGAACCUCCUGCUUUACCAUUAACACCACCCCCAACGUUUGAUUCAUCUCAUAACAGUUCGUUUUUACAUGGGCAAGUUAAAACAAGUACGAUUCAAGAUAAACCGAAAAUUCCUUGUAAACCGUCCACUAUUCUCAUAAGAAAACCGAUAAAUAACGUUCCAUCAAUUGAAAAUCAUCCACAACCGGUUGUUUUAACAACUUUUAUACCCAACACUGAAAAUAAAUCGGAAACUAAUUUAAACCAAAAUUUAGUUUCAACUAAUAAUUUAAUUAACGGAAAACCGAAAGUUGUUAAAUUAGAAAAACAAGAUUCUGGUAGUAAAAGAAAAGCUCCUAAACCACCGUUACCUGACGAUGAGAAAAUUGAUGAUAAAAAGGAUCGAUUUUCGAUGUUGAUUAAUAAUCAAAGGAUUAAAUCGCCGAAAUUAGAAGAUAUUUAUGCAAAUAGUUACCAAGGUUUACCCCCGGAACCGCUUCCAAGAAGAUCUUUAUCAUUAUCCUCCGAUAAUUUGUUGGCACAAAGUGAAGAGAAGAAAAAGCGAGCUCGAUUUUCGUUAAAAAAAUUUUUACGCAUGGGUUCAAACAAAGAUUUAAAUAAAACACCGGCUCAAAAUGAUUUGCAACAACAAAAAAUUAAUUUAACAAUACCAGAAGAUUUCGGACCAGCCCCUCAAAUAAAACCAAGAUUAGUUAUUGUUCAUCCAUCGGAAUUAAAUGGUGAUAAAGUUGAGGUUGUUUCAAAAACACCAUUGCCAUCGUUUCAAGACGUUCCAGAUUAUUCAAAUUUGAAUCAAUUAAAUAAAUCGGUUAUAAAACCAGCUCCGCCACCAAGAAAUUACGAAGAUUACACACCAAAACCGAAUCUUCCGCAUCCCCCGAAAUCACAACAUGUUAUAAAUAAACAAAAAGAAUAUUCAAAGAUAUUAAAUUCAAAAAAAGUCGAAACUGUUUAUGCAAAUAUUGGUGAGGUUAGAUCGGCUUUAACACCGAAUAAACCCCAUCGAACUGCGAGUAUGCGAGAAAGAGAAGCUCAACAACAAAAAAGAGCUAAUAAUAAUAAUAAUAAUAAUGGUUAUGAAAAUGUGAAUGUUAAAAAUUUAAACUCCAAUUCAAACUCGAACGAAAAUUAUUACGAUUAUGUUAAUAAUCGAUCGAGUUCGCCCGAAUGUGAUUCAAAAACUAACGGGAAUAGAAGAGAACUUAAUGGGUUAAGUCAAAAAUCGGAAAGCAAUAUUGAUAUUUCUUCAGAAAAUUAUUAUAAUAAUAAUAAAUAUCAAAAUUGCGGGAUUAUUCCAAGAUCGCUGUCUUUAACUUAUUGCGGAAGUGAAACCGAAUCGGAAAUUUAUUCACCUUAUAGUUUUUGUGGAAGCGAAUCUGAGAUUGCCGAAGAUGAAAAUGACCAUCAAUGGGGUACAACGAACGGAAAAAUUCACAAAUUACGUUCGAAAAAAGGUCGAAGUAUCGUUCAUAAAAACCUCGAAGAUAAUUACGGAGCCGUAAUUGUAGCGAAUCAUGAAGCUUUAGCGCAAGUUUUAGAAAAUAUUCAACAAAAUGCACCAAUCCAACCGGCUUUACGAGGUUUAAAAUCUCUUCCGAGUCUUCGUUGGACCGAUUUUACGAUUAAAAAUAGCGCCCAAUCUGUUAUAAUCGGCCCGAGGGCUUUUCAUCAAGCUAUUUGGGGGUCUCAACAUGUAACUCUCGUCAUUUCAACCGGAACGGCAUCAACGACUACUUUAUCCUUGGGCGUUUAUGCUUUAAUGCCCGUGACGGAAUUUAGCGAUUUAAUUCCGGUUCAAUAUUUACCAGAAAAACCUGGUGAUGCAAGUAUUAAACAACUUCAAGCUUCUGUGGCAAUACUUCCUUGGAUGCAAGUUCAUACAAUUGAAAGUUAUGGGGAUUUAUUAAAAUCAAAGUCGAGUCAAGGUAUUGAUGAUCAUGGGAAAGAUGCAAGUUUUAUUCUUUUGCAAUUGGUGAAUUCAUUAAAAGUUUUGCAAGCUCAAGGAAUUGAAGAGCUUCCUUCAUCUUUAUCAACUUUCGUGCUUUGCCGCGAAGUGGAUAAAGAUACUCACUAUCGGAUUUAUGUUCUUCAAGGACUAGGAGAGGAUGCAAUUCGAAAAAAUGAUGAUGAUACAUUCAUAACAUUAUGCCAAUGUGCCUCAAAUGCUAUGUUAAAACUUCAAAUUCCCGCGAAAAUUGCGUCUUUAAUCCAAAAUUUAUUAAAAAACGAACGAGCUGUUUCAUUGACACAAACGAAAUCGGUGUUGGAGUUUUCUUUAUGGGGGCCUUCUGAUGUUGCGUUGAGUAAUAGCAUUAAAGAGCGUGAGCAGGCGUUACAGAGGUGGUUGGAUUUACAACGGGCAACCGUUUUACAUGGUUUAGUUUGCACAAAAGUCCAAUUGAAUGUGUAUGAAGAGUGCCAUUUGUUGUUUUUGGUAAGAAGUACGGCCAGGAUGAUGUCUGAUGCUUCUUUGUUGUUGGAAUCAAGUAAUAAACAAAAUGGGGGGAAUCUAAAUGGUAUUAAAUCAUAAUUAAAUAAAGACUAUUUUUUAUUAUGAUUAACGAUGAAACUAACAUAAAAAAUAUUGAUUUAAAAAUGUAUUAAUUUGACAUAUUUGUUGCCAAAUUCAUUAAUUUUCUUUGUAAAAUGUAUUGCCAUAGAACUUACAAUUAUAUUAACUAAUUAUAACUUAAUUGUAAAUAGAAAUAAUUUAUUAUUUAGUUAUUUACUCGAUUAAGUAAAUAUAUAUUUGGUUGUUUUUUUGCUAUAUUAUUUUGUAUGUAUAAAAUAAACA